AUGGGCUCCUGCCUCCUUUGCUCGGUUUUGCAGCUGCUUGUCUCUGCCCAUUUUAAAAAUGUUUCUUGCUUGAAAUCCUUUCAAGAAUCUUGUGGAGGUUUUCAUCAUGUGAAGGACAUUAAAAGCACAGCACCCGAGUCGGGUCUCUCCGCGGCGCCGGCGCCCCUUCCUGUCGCGGGCCGGGUCGCGGGUGUGCAGGGCGCCGGUGGGCCGCGGGCGGGGUCCCGGGCACGUCGCAGCAGCACGGAGGUGCAGGGCGUCGCCGAGGGCCCGGGGGCCGCCAGUGGCGCGCCCCUCCCCGGGACCCCGGGCCCGGGCCCGCCGCUCGCCCUGCUGGUGAUGCGCCCCUGCGAGGCCGCGGCGGGGGGCGAGGACGAGGCGGGCGACGACGAAGCGGAGCCGCUGGACAGCUCGGACCCGCCGGGCGGCGAGGGCGCGGCGAGCCCCGAGGAGCUGGAGGACGAGGAGGCCGCGUCGGGGGGCGAGGGCGGCGCGGCCGGGCGGCGGGGCGGGGGCGCGGGCGCGAGCAAGACCUGCACGUACCAGGGCUGCCGCGAGACCACCAGCCAGGUGGCCAAGCAGCGCAAGCCGUGGAUGUGCAAGAAGCACCGCAACAAGAUGUACAAGGACAAGUACAAGAAGAAGAAGAGCGACCAGGCCCUGAGCGGCGGCGCGGCGGGCGGCGGGGGCGGCGUCAAGCUGGAGGAGAGCGCAGAUAGCAUCCUCGCCAUCGUUAAACAGAGAGCAGGAUCUUUUGGCGAUCGUCCUGCGAGACCGACUCUUUUAGAACAAGUGUUAAAUCAAAAAAGACUGUCCUUACUAAGAAGUCCUGAAGUAGUGCAGUUUUUACAGAAACAGCAACAACUAUUAAACCAGCAAGUUUUGGAACAAAGACAGCAGCAGUUUCCAGGAGCACCAGUUUGAGGGAGCUUAUUGCGAACAUCUCCGUGUUUUUUAUCUUAUUGUAAUAGAUGGACAUAUUUUUAUACUAAAGAUAAAUGGGGUAAGAUAUGCCAGUAGAAUGUAAACAGCCAUUUUCCUGUGAAUGUAUAUGCAUUGGGAAUAAGUAACUAUUGCACUUUGUGCGUCAGCCUUUUCAGUUGCCAUGAGUUUAUCUUUCCAAAAUAGCAUUUAAUUAACAAUGGUUUUUUAACAUUUUCACAUUUAACGAAGUGUUUCUCUUCGGUCAUUGUUGCCGAAGGUAGUGAAGCAGUCACUUUCUGUGGAAGUCAUGAUGUUACCCUGAAAUCAUCUGGCCCAGGAGUUCCCAUCAUGGGGCAGUUGGAAAUGUGUGGGUGUGUGUUUUGGUUGUCAUACUGACCUUGAAGCUGCUAAAUUUUGUGGGUGUGCCAGGGAUGAUGUUCUGCAGUGUCAGGGAUAGUCCCACCCAGCCAAGGAUUAUCCCUGUCACAGACCAGCAGCACCCUCCUGAGAAACACUGGGAGCUGCUGGUCAGGACACCACAUGGCUGGGGCACCUCGAACAAGGGUCUAGUAACUUCUCCUUUGCAGUUAAGACUGCAGCUGUCAAGAGGUAAGCGUAUUUUAUAUCUGCAAGGAAGGCGAUCAUUGUUGAGUAUCUGAAACUAGGAUGUGCGUCUCCUUGCGGAGAUGUGCUGGUAAAACCUAAGGAGGAUUAGCUCAGCACCCUGGAGUGCAUGUGUCACCUACAGCUGACUUCUCUACUGCGUUACCCAUCCUUUUUUUAUCUCUAUUAAAGCAGGCACUCUUUUAUGUUGAAUUUGUGAACAGUAUGGCUGUGUCUCAGUUAUCCCACCAGUGCCAGGACAGAAUUGUUUUUCUAACAUACAUUUCAAACAGAGAUCCUGAAAAUAAGAGUAACACUCCAGCAGUUUGUCAGUGUUUUUUGAAAUUGAGCUAUUUUAAGACUGUUAUUCCUAGUAAGGUUCAAAGAAUGAUGGAUAAUCUGGAUAGAAGAUGCUGUUUUCAUGUAUUUUCUCCUAGGAAAACCUUAAAAGGCAAAUCUACCAAUAAGAGUAAUAAAUAAAUGUUAAGGGAGUAUUUUCAAUAUUAGGAUAAUAAAUGUAUGUGUCUUGAGUUUUAACUGUGCAGAUAUUUAAAGAUUUGUUUCUUAUAGAUGGUUCUUAAGCUCUGAAAUAUAUACCAAGUUAAACUUAGGCAUUGCUGUUCUAAAAGUACUUGUGGAAAGAAUGUUCUUGUUCAUCUUUUAUGUGUGUUUUGCAUGUUUGUGCAAAAACACUUAACCAAAUGAAUCAUUAAAGUCCAUUUGUUGACCUUU
Messenger RNA from Choloepus didactylus (southern two-toed sloth), 2259 nucleotides. RefSeq names its product regulatory factor X-associated protein-like. The transcript is spliced from 2 exons. The record is from RefSeq and is a predicted model, not a curated record. Lineage: Eukaryota; Metazoa; Chordata; Mammalia; Pilosa; Megalonychidae. Gene Ontology annotation, biological process: regulation of transcription by RNA polymerase II. Gene Ontology annotation, cellular component: nucleus. Bases 1 to 924 code for a protein of 307 amino acids.